AUGCCUGACACACGAAACCCAGCCAAACUGACGCCAUCGCCAGCCCACCCUCAGCGCACCCACCACUGCGUGAAGAGCCAAGCCUCAUGCGGGGCACAUGUUCAAAGCGAUGCUAUGCGCAAAGCGGCCAACCAACAUCCAACCACGUUGCUGUCAAAACUAGUCACUCAACUGCGCGAUAAAUCGAGUCUAUUUGCUCCAAUAACAUGGCCUCGUCUCCAACUCCCACUCCUCGCGCUCUCUCCACUCUGUCCUGUACGCCGUGACCGAGACUCGAGAGCUCCGUACAUCCCGUCUCCACCGACAAAACAGGGCUUGAGUGCCAGGAAAGUGCCGCAUUGCCAGGGAUCCGCGUCCGGCAGUAUGUUUCGGGAUGAGAAGCGACGGUAUGAUGGGCACUACGAGACAACACCGCCUCAGGCAUGCGUGGCACUCCGGCCUUCUCACGUGUCCAUUCGCUGUUUUGAGGCCGAAGUGGCCGAGACCAUUCCAGCAACAGGCUUGAAAACCACCACUUACCCCACCUCCACCUUCCGAGGCUGGCCUCAUGACAUACCGGCGCCAUUUGCAAAAAAGUUCUCAUAUACAUCAGACAACCGAACCCACCCAGUCAAUAUGUGUCUUCUCUUUUCUUCAGGAUCGCCGUCCUUGAAAGUACAAUACAUGAACAGAAUCCGCAAUGGCCAAAUCACCACUCCCACGGACCGCCACCAAAUAUGA
Lindgomyces ingoldianus is the source of this 720-nucleotide messenger RNA. RefSeq lists its product as uncharacterized. The transcript is spliced from 7 exons. The record is from RefSeq and is a predicted model, not a curated record. Bases 1 to 720 code for a protein of 239 amino acids. NCBI's taxonomy places the organism in Eukaryota, Fungi, Ascomycota, Dothideomycetes, Pleosporales, Lindgomycetaceae.